Molecule: messenger RNA, 2074 nt
Organism: Camelina sativa (false flax)
Lineage: Eukaryota; Viridiplantae; Streptophyta; Magnoliopsida; Brassicales; Brassicaceae
Product: putative glycerol-3-phosphate transporter 5
Biological process (GO): transmembrane transport
Cellular component (GO): endoplasmic reticulum membrane
Molecular function (GO): glucose 6-phosphate:phosphate antiporter activity
Source: RefSeq, a predicted model, not a curated record
GUUAAGUGUUGCAACACCAAAUCACCCACCUUUGUAACUAACUAAAAUACCCAAAAAAAAAACAAACAUGAGUUGACCGUCGACCAAAAGAACAAGGCUGACCGUCCAGGAUCUAACUAACAUCUGCCCGGCCGGUACCCACCAACCGGGGAGGAGAAAAGUAAAAGAUCCUCAACGGUUCAAGCUUUUCUGAUCUAAAGAUUCAUCCUUUUUUUUUUUUUUUUUUUUUCUGCAGAUGAUUGAACUCAGAGUUUGAGAGCAAGAAUGCAAUCGAGAAUCGUCGGAUUAGCUCCGGCGUUUUCUCUAUUCCCUAACCUAAACACACCUCACAAAACCUUCACUUUUCAUCAAAUCUUGGUUCUCAUCAUUACAUUCAUAGCCUAUGCUUCGUUUCACGCUUCCCGUAAACCUCCCAGCAUCGUCAAGAGCGUUCUCGGACCACCUCCAGUUGGAUCUUCUAAUUCAUCAUCCUCGAUUGAUAAUGGAUGGGCUCCGUUUAACGGAACACAAGGGACUAAGAGACUUGGUGAGCUUGAUUUGGCGUUUCUUUCGUCGUAUGCUUUGGGUAUGUACUUUGCAGGUCAUUUAGGAGAUAGGAUUGAUUUGAGAUACUUGCUUGUGUUUGGAAUGAUGGGUAGUGGGAUUCUCACCCUUGUUUUUGGGUUAGGGUAUUGGAUGAAUGUUCAUACGCUUGGGUUUUACUUGAGUGUUCAGAUUGUUUGUGGUCUGUUUCAGUCUAUUGGGUGGCCUUGUGUUGUCUCUGUUGUUGGUAAUUGGUGUGGGAAAGAGAAACGUGGUUUGAUUAUGGGUGUGUGGAAUUCUCAUACAUCUGUUGGGAACAUUCUUGGCUCGGUUAUUGCGUCCUCGGUUCUCGAUCUCGGAUGGGGGUGGUCUUUUGUUUUGCCUGGUGGGCUGGUUAUUGUGUCUGGGGUGUUUGUGUUUAUGUUUCUUGUUGUGAGUCCUCAUGAUUUGGGGUUUGAAGAACCGCCGGGCAAACAGAUGGAGAUUGAGAUGAGUUUAGGUGAGAAUGUUGAAGCAAGUUUGAGCAAACAGGAAGCUGAGGAGGAUGCAGUGCUUCUUGAAUCUGUAGUAGAUGAUGAUUCCUUGUUUGCUAUCGGGUUUCUCGAGGCUUGGAGAUUGCCUGGUGUGGCACCUUACGCUUUCUGUUUGUUUUUCUCGAAACUCGUCGCCUACACGUUCCUGUAUUGGUUACCAUACUACUUAAGGCACACAGCUGUUGCGGGUGUGAAUCUCUCGCAUAAAACCGCUGGGAUUCUCUCGACAGUCUUUGACAUAGGAGGAGUGCUUGGUGGAAUAUCAGCAGGGUUCAUAUCUGAUCAAAUCAACGCCCGCGCCCUCACAUCAAUCACAUUCUUGGCACUCUCCAUUCCUGCCCUCAUUUUGUACAGAAUCUAUGGGAGUGUGUCCAUGUUCAUCAACAUUGCCUUGAUGUUUAUAUCCGGGUUAUUAGUAAACGGUCCUUAUGCACUCAUAACCACAGCUGUUGCAGCUGAUCUUGGAACACAAGACUCAAUUAAAGGAAAUGGUCGGGCGCUGGCCACGGUAACUGCUAUUAUAGACGGUACUGGUUCGGUUGGGGCGGCUCUGGGACCGCUUCUCGCUGGUUUCAUAUCGAGCAGAGGGUGGAACAGUGUUUUUUUCAUGCUUAUCGUUUCAAUUUUUUUGGCUGGUUUGUUCUUGGUUCGGCUUGCAAAGGCUGAGAUCAAUGAGAUGAGGUCUGGAGAAUUGAUCCCGUCGAGUGAUCCUCAGAGCUGAUGGUUUUGAUUUAUCCCAGCAGAUUGUAUACAGAGGUAGUAUCAGGUACAUAGAGUCAAACCAUACAAUACAAAUUAAGACACCCCACCUGAUUUGUUGUUAUCUACCAUCUUAGUUUAGAUGAAGCAAACUCUACUAUUUUUGAUACUUCCCACUGACAUAGAAGUCGAAAAUUCGGCUGGAGCUGAUAAUUAGUGCGUGUAAACAGCCGUUGGUAUUUUGAGCUAUAAUCUUCAUAUAUAGUAUAUGCUGUUUGCAUUUUCGAAUUAAAGAAAAUAUAAAGAGAAUAAAUUUGGCA